GAAGAUUUGAACCCAUUUCAUUUAGAAACAUCAACCAAUAUUAGACAUUAUUAUAAUUCUCAGGGACCAGAGCAAGAACCGAUUGUUGAGGACUUGGAUACAAAAAUGCAAGAGGUUAUUGUUCUUGCAGAAAAAUCAAAAAAAUCAAAAAAAAAAAAAUCAAAAGGGCACUAUCAUGAGUACAGUAGUGAG
Molecule: messenger RNA, 192 nt
Organism: Cokeromyces recurvatus
Lineage: Eukaryota; Fungi; Mucoromycota; Mucoromycetes; Mucorales; Mucoraceae
Exons: 1
Source: RefSeq, a predicted model, not a curated record